GAGCCAGAUGUUGCUCAGGUUAUUGCUGAUGCAGCUCCCCCAGCUGCUGAGCCAGAUGUUGCUCAGGUUAUUGCUGAUGCAGCUCCCCCAGCUGCUGAGCCAGAUGUUGCUCAGGUUAUUGCUGAUGCAGCUCCCCCAGCUGCUGAGCCAGAUGUUGCUCAGGUUAUUGCUGACGCAGCUCCCACAGCUGCUGAGCCCAUGGUUGAUGCAACCAGUAAAACCUCAGCACCAGAAGACACUGCAGUCCCAGCCGCCUCAGCCUCCUCUGAGCCCAGUGAUUCUGCAGCUGACGGAUCGUCCUCAUCUUCUUCAUCGUCCUCAUCAUCCUGUGACUCCGAUUCUGACUCCGACUCCGACUCUGACUCCGAGUCAGAAGUGAAGACCGAAACCAAGACCUCACCAACACAGGUGUCACAAUCCACUGUGAAAGCAGAAGUCCAGGAGAAGACAUCAGAGGUGAAGGAAGACCAUAAUGAAGCUAAGGGGGAAGUUCCUGCAGAACCUGAAGCUGUUCCUGCGUGUGCUGCUGAGGAAGCCCAGGAGGCCGCUCCUCCAGCUCCAGCCACCGGUAUUAGCUCUGAGGAGUUAGUGGACCCGGCUCCUGAGAUCUGCACCAAAGACGCUGUGAACAGUCCGGAAGUGGAAUCCGCUCCAAAAGUCAGAGAAGACAGUCCAUCUCCUGCCACCCCCGAUGUUCCCGUAGAAACCCCAGCUGGGGUUGUGAUCGAGCCUGCAUCUGCAGAAGAAGCCCAGACUGCCGCUCCAUUGGAGACCCCAGAGAGUGCCUCCGCAGAAGCCGUACAAGCUGCUGAAGCCCCUUCAGGAGCUACUGAAGCUGUGCCUGUAGAAGCUGAUGCCGAAGUGGCUGCUGCCGGCAGGGCUGCCACGGUAAGGGAGAGCGCCGAGGAGCUGGUGGACCCCGCCGCAGUAGAAGCUGCCCCUGUGGAGAGCACCGGGGAGCUGGUGGACCCCGCCGCAGUAGAAGCUGCCCCUGUGGAGAGCACCGGGGAGCUGGUGGACCCCGCCGCAGUAGAAGCUGCCCCUGUGGAGAGCACCGGGGAGCUGGUGGACCCCGCCGCAGUAGAAGCUGCCCCUGUGGAGAGCGCCGAGGAGCUGGUGGACCCCGCCGCAGUAGAAGCUGCCCCUGUGGAGAGCGCCGAGGAGCUGGUGGACCCUGCUCUAGUGGUAGCUGAAGCUGCUCCAGUCGAAGCUGAAGCUGCUGCAGAGCCUGUCGAUGAGGCUGCAGCUGAAGUCUCUGCCCCUGUGGGGAGCACCGAGGAGCUGGUGGAACUCGCUCCAGUGGUAGCUGAAGCUGCAGGAGAGGAGCUGCAGGCGGCCGCCCCAGCUGAGCCCGUUGAUGCGUCUGAGGCGGCACCAGAGCCCGAUGAGCCUUUUGACAACAGCACUUAUAAAAACAACCAGCACCACAACUACAGCCCCUCCACCUUCUCAGACCUGGAUGUGGAGAUGGCCAAGUUCCGUCUCCCGCAGCCCUCCUCCGUCAGGCACUAGAGGAGUUGGCCCUGCUGCAAACCUUUAUAUUGCGUAAAGAUGAUGGCAUUGGCCCUUUCUAUGAUGAGCAUUCCCUCACCUGUCAGAUCUGCAUGCAAUACUGCUGUUAAAAUGUUAUAUUAUUAAAGCACAGAAAUGGGAAAUGAA
Messenger RNA from Pseudoliparis swirei, 1659 nucleotides. It is a transcript of the gene ndufv3, whose product is annotated as NADH:ubiquinone oxidoreductase subunit V3. Bases 199 to 1512 code for a protein of 437 amino acids. The record is from RefSeq and is a predicted model, not a curated record. Lineage: Eukaryota; Metazoa; Chordata; Actinopteri; Perciformes; Liparidae. Gene Ontology annotation, biological process: mitochondrial ATP synthesis coupled electron transport. The transcript has 2 exons. Gene Ontology annotation, cellular component: mitochondrion.